This is a messenger RNA of Pyricularia pennisetigena, 3444 nucleotides long. RefSeq lists its product as uncharacterized. Bases 1 to 3444 code for a protein of 1147 amino acids. The record is from RefSeq and is a predicted model, not a curated record. Gene Ontology annotation, biological process: regulation of Rab protein signal transduction. The transcript is spliced from 3 exons. Gene Ontology annotation, cellular component: cytoplasmic vesicle. NCBI's taxonomy places the organism in Eukaryota, Fungi, Ascomycota, Sordariomycetes, Magnaporthales, Pyriculariaceae.
AUGGACGACUCGUCGACCCCCCUCGCCGACUACUUCUGGAUCGCCGGCAUUGAGAACAUCUCGUACGACGAUUCCCUGCCGUCCUCCCCGAAUUUCGACCAGACGAUAACGGAAGACGGCGAGGGCGAGGCGGCCGGCAAUGCCAGCAAGGAAAGGGAGGCCCGAUCUACUCCUACGGCUUCUGCCAGACACUCGCGCCACAACUCGGCCAGUCGCUUGUCUAAACUCUCACAAGAUGGCACUUUCCACCUGAACUUUAGCCAUCUCGAGGAUGACGGCAACACACGAAGCAACCGAAGCAGCGCGACUAUCCGCCUCGUCCCUCCUGUGAAUUCGUCCGCCAGUCAGAAUGGCACCCCCAAUGGCACCCCCAAUGGCGCCCCUAAUGGCAUGCCUGAGUUCGACUUCGACAAAGCACUGCUCAAGUUUGCAUCGGAGCGCGAGAUAUUCCUCGACGAUCUGACUUUCAGUGCCGGCGCCAAGUUGCAAUCGCGUCCGCCCAUGGUCAACCCGCGAACCGAGAGGAUAAAGGCCGAGGAGGUUGAGAAUGGGAGGAAGAGUCCACUCAAGAGCAUCAAGGGAAGCAUUCGCCGCAAGAUUAGUUUCAGGGACAUGAACAGCAUGAGGAGGCAGCCGACUGCUCCCAGACCAACAUCGCACCGCCAACCAGCUGCCUCGAUACGGACCGCGAAGCGACUGAGCAACUACAACUCGGUCAUCCCCCCUCCGGAACCGCUCAACACCGACCCAAACAUGCACCCACUAAAACGACGAUUCGAGCCGACAUUACUCGACAGAUAUCCUCCAAGGGAUGCAUCAGAGGAACUGGCACGUAGAGGACGGUUCCCCGACUACGUGCCAAUGUUUGCCUUCCCGAACGACAUACAAAUCGUAUCAUCGGAUGACAGGCCGCGUUCUACCUGGCACGGCUUCACCAUGACUUCGGAGGACGGCAGCAAAAUCUAUGGCGUAGCCAUUACGGUAUGGACGGCUCUCAAAGCCGACGUGGCCGAGGAGAUCGAGCAGAAAUGCGAACAAUGGCGUCAAAGCCACAUGUCGAACGAGGAGCGAGAACUGGCUGCAAGCUUGGGGGUGAGGCUGGCUGCAGAAAGGGCAAACCUUUCCCAGCUUCUUGCCCAGCUUCCCCUGGUGGCCUCGGGCUCUGUGGCUAGAGAAAAUCUAGACGACCAGAUCAGCGCAGUCGAGGAGAAGAUUGGGUUGAUGGCGGAGAUGUUGAGGCCCCUCAGACAUGGUGCGGCCUCCAAAAUCGACGGUCUCACUGCUGGUGAAAGCGGUCUUUGGUCACCCAGGGCAUACGGUAUCAUUGGCCGUGAUGCUUCCAAGGUGUCUUUCUGGAAGGAGUGGCUCAGGGCGAUUGUGGUACCCAUGACGGAUGGCGCUGUGCUUCGAGUACCUCCAAGCUCACCGAGGGUGGGCAGAUGGCAACCCCUAGAGCGAUAUGUCGUCAACCUCUGCACCGAGGCGUUCAGCCCAAUAAGCUCCAAGACGCAGGUUGAGCUGGGCGUCAGAGAGCUGCGACUGUACGCCCGCAAUGAAGCUGACAAUGAGCUUCCAGGCUCACGAAGCACCGAUCUAUACGCGUUGUUCCGUUGCCUGUCUUUGGAGAACAUUGUGGCACUGUUCGAGUAUGCCAUGUCGGAAUCCCGCAUAAUCUUUGCGUCACAACAUACAGCAAUGCUUCAUCUCGCAUGUCACGCUCUCGUCAGCUUGCUCUACCCGCUGAAAUGGGCUAGCGUCUUUAUUCCAGUGCUGCCAGCUCGCCUCCUCCAAGCUCUCGACGCUCCCUGUCCUUACAUAGUCGGCAUCGAGAAACGCUACGAGAAUAUCCAGCUGCCUGAUGAUGAUUACGUCCUCGUGGACCUUGACAAGGACACGAUAGAUGCGACCGCUCAACCGGUGCGUCUGCCUCGCCAACAUCGCCGCAAGCUCCUUGCACUAUUGCAGGUGGCUGCUGCACAUCGCUUGAGGUAUGGCGUCGAGCCAGGACCUCCUCCAUAUGCCAUUGAAGCUUUCCCGUACGAUGGCUUCUCGGUCGAGAACCAAUCCCUAUUCACCUCGACGCCGCCUAAGUCAAGCCUGGGCCGGUGGGUGUCGCAGAACUCGGCGACUUUUGGCGAGCCUGACCCAUCCAACCCGCCGCAACCUCCUCUUUUCAACGCCUUCCUUCGCUCCAAGCACGAGCAGAGCCGGUCGGAGCGACCGACGACCUCGAUGUCGACUAGGACCAGCCCACCUGCAUCGCUGUCUCCGAUUUCCAUGAAUUUUCCCCCCAUGCCCACGACGCCUGUUUCACGCAGCGACUCGGGCUUUGCAGCCGGGCCGACAACGCUCCGUGAGAAGCGCUCGACCCAUUUUGACGACCGCUCUAGGCGCAGUUCUUCAUAUGGGAUGGAUGGCAGGAACGGUGGCGUGCUCCACAAACCUAGCUUGCCAGUGCUCAACGGAGGUCACAACCCGAGCCUGUCAGUAUCGGCUAUCAGUAUCGACUCGCAAUCCUCCUACGGCGGGCCUGGUGUCGGGUACGCGCCAUCGACGUACGCGCAGAGCACCAUCGCGGCCAGUACUGUAAUGCCUCAGAUGCUGGUGCAACCAGUGACAAGCACAGACACGACAGUGUGGGUUGAGGGCCACUGCUUCAACUGGACACCCCGGGCGUCCACAUCGACGACGUGCGACAUUUGUGACGAGAGGUGCGAGAGUGACGACACUUUCAAGUGUGCUGGCUGCGGGUGCAUCUCCCACGGAAGAUGCCUGGGUGUUGCCUGCCUCGUCUGCCCGAUUGCGUUUGAUGCCGAGAGAGUUCGCGCUGCCUUUGUCCGCUGCCUGGCAAGUCUGCUGUACACAUACCGCAAACACCUCGGGCGGCCGAGCAGGGAGCAGAAGGCGAACGGCCAGUUGUACGCGUUCGACAUGGCUGGAUUCAUCAGAAGCUUGCCCUAUGAUCAACAGGAUUAUGCCGUUAUGAUGAGGGACACACAAGCUUUCAACGAGUUCGUUCACGAACGCGAACGCUCUCCGCCGAGCAACCCUCAAAUACGACUGUUUGAUGAAAUUCUACUUGCCAAGAAGGCGCGCGGCCGGCCGGCCAUGGGGACGUUAUCGCGGCUCUCGACGAUCCGGGUGUCGCAUGGGGCGUCGCUGGGAUCACACAACGGACCGGGUAGGGUGACCAAGGUCGCGGGCUACCUGGGCGACACGUCGGACCACAUCUGGCGAACGGCGUCUGUGCCAUUUCCCAACGCCAAGUUUCCCGGCGACUACCGUUCCGUCAUCACACGGGUGCCAACUAAGCUGGACUCGACUCUGAUGAAGGAACCGAGGGCAAUUCAGGGCGUGCCGAGGGCUGAGCAAGGAGGGAGGAGGGGUCUUGUGCGGAAGCAGGUGCCUAGUACGCUCAAUGCCACGGCUGCCAGCCCGAUUUGA